Molecule: messenger RNA, 1560 nt
Organism: Caenorhabditis elegans
Lineage: Eukaryota; Metazoa; Nematoda; Chromadorea; Rhabditida; Rhabditidae
Gene: F56D1.1
Product: Putative zinc finger protein F56D1.1
Exons: 7
Coding region: 3-1367 (454 amino acids)
Cellular component (GO): nucleus
Source: RefSeq, marked reviewed
AGAUGAUAUCUUCGUUUGAACCACCAUCUUCAUCGUCAUCGUCUUCUGAUGAAGACUCUGAUGAUGAAUACCGAGAAGAAGAUGGCAACAGUGAGAGAAGCAAUUCGAAAGUAUGCAUUGAAGAAGUUGAAGAAGUUGAAAAAGAAGAAAUUGCGAGCAGAAAACGAAAAAGAGGAAAAACGAAAGACGAGUUCCAUCCAUGUCCGUUCUGUGAGAAAAAGUUUCGAUAUCCCAACAAGCUGAGAGAACAUAUAAAAAUUCAUGAUUCUAAUCGUUACCAAUGCCUUGAAUGCUCGACAAUUACCAAAUUUGGCACAUAUGGUGAAUUGAGAGCACAUCACAAACUACAUCAUUCGAAGGCUUCUCAUAAGUGUCCACAGUGCUCGUACACUAAUGAGAAACCAGCAUUCAUUCGCCGUCACUUCGAACAAAACCAUGUUGAUGGUAUUCCGUGUACAAUUACUGGCUGUUGUAUCAAAGUAGCAAAAAAUCGGCUCAAAGCUCACAUCAAAGAAUAUCACACGUCUAUUCCAUUGUCUACCGAACAAACUCGAUCUAAACUAUCUUUCAACAAGUGCCCUCUAUGUGAAUACAAACCUGAUGUUUCAGAUGAUGAUCCUGAACAACAACAGAAAGAUCUUGAGGAUCAUGUUCAAAGAAUUCAUGAAGAACGUGAGCCAGCUCUAUGCACUUUAGGAUGUGGUGUUUAUUUGGGAUCCGGUAGUGUAAGCGAGCAUCUAUCGACAUGUUCAUCCUUGAUUCAAAAUAUACCAUCUUCUUCACAAUCGACACCAGCACUUCAAAAUGAUGAAUGGAAUGAUGCUAACACUGAAACCACACUAUCAACAAUCACAGGAACUUCUAGUCAAUUUGAACGUGAUUCUGUGUCUGAAGUUACUAAUGAUUUAUCGGAAAAUAUAAACGAUAUCGAUGAGGAAAUUGAAUUCGGGACAACUGAACCUCCGAAUAAAAUAAGAAAGCACAGUAGAAGUCGAGUACAUGGAGACUUCAGCUGCGAAAUAUGCCUUAAAACAUUUACAUUAAGAGACAAUCUUCGAAAGCAUGUCAGAGUAUAUCAUUCGGAAAAUUCGCAGAAAGUAGUUAAAUCCACGGGACCAAAACACCAAGAACAGUACAAAUGCGAUCGAAAGUCAAAAGAUGGUGAUGAGACUACUUGUGGAAAAACUUUUCGAACAGAACAGGCACUUCACGAUCACUUUAAUGUUCAUGAUGGUAUCAAACCAUAUUCCUGUCAUACAUGCAAUCAAAAGUUUCACGCACGAGAUCGAUUCGCCGUUCAUCUAUCAAAAUAUCAUCAAACAAGUAUCAAGGAUCUUACGGCACGCGUGGCUACAUUUGGAUGUUGAAUUUGGCCAUUAAUAUAAUAGAAUAGAAAAUAGAAUAUACAAUUGUUUCAAUCAAGUUUUACAACCAUACAUCACACCGGUAAAAAAUUAACCAACGGUAGAGUUUAGUCUAUUGAGUUUCAUGAUGAUCUUUCAAUUGUUCGAAGUAUACUACUUGUUUUUGUUAUUGUAUUAAAUAAAAUGUUGUUGUUUU